UACCCUUGUUUCUGAAGCUCAUAGACCUGAAUAUCAAUAUCGAACUACUGGCAAAAUGGCAUCACCAGUGUAUACGCUUACAGAGGCAACCGCCAAACCACCACAAAACAGCACAAUUCUCAUCACAGGCGCCGCAAGUGGCAUUGGGCUUGCAACAGCCGUCUAUCUUCAUAAACCAGAAUACAAGAACAACAUCAUCGCACUCGACAAAUCUCCUAAGCCACCUGCAAUCUCAGAACUCACAAGCUCUUCCCGCUUUCUGUACAUUUCUUGCGACGUUCUUUCCUGGACUUCCCAACGCGACGCCUUCGCAUCCGGAGCCAAGAAAUUCGGCGGCAUCGACCAUGUGUUCGUCAAUGCUGGUGUUGCUGAGUACGGCGAGCAAAUCUGGACUGAUCACUAUGACGAAAAGGGCGAGCUAGCAGAACCGAAUCGGAUAUGUAUCGAUGUUGAUAUCCGUGCUGUGGGCGAUACGCUCAAAUUGGCAAUGUACCACCUCCGCAACGAUUCAGAACCUGGAAAGCAAAAAGGCUCUGGUAAUGGGCGAGGAGGGACGAUUGUGAUGACGGCCUCAUUGGCUGGGUACCUUGCUUCUGCGGGAGCACCGCUAUACUCGGCUGCCAAGCAUGGAGUGGUCGGUUAUUUGCGCGCUUUGAAGGGAGACUGUGCCAAAACCGGUAUUGCGAUCUCUGUGAUAGCCCCAGGCAUAACUACAACCCCUAUCCUAAGCGGCGUAAAACCUGGUCAGACUUUGGAAGAUUGGAGCGAGAAGAUGUCUGCCCGUGGAGUGCCGAUCAACACACCGCAUUCGAUCGGGCUGACCGUAGCCAACCUGAUGGGCCAAGGGCAGAAGAGCAAUGGGCAAGGUGUUUUGAUCCAAGGGAACAAGAUGCAGGAGCUAGAAGGUGGUAUUGCGAAGAACAGAGUCAUAUGGAUGGGCAAGGAGAUGUUGGAGCUCUUCCGAGGAGGCAGAAAUGCGCCGCUGUUCCCUAACAAGCUGUAGGUCCUGUCUAGCUCAUGAUCAUAUCUGAGACACCUUCUUCCUGUCCGGAAUCGUACGAGUCGACGGCGUGGGUUUGUCUCGGGUCGUUCCACCAUAUCAAAUUGUCGUCAUGGUGCCAAUGCACGCCGGAGUGUCGCUCGGUGUCACCGCAAGAGCAACGCCUGUAUAUCAAGAAGUUGAUAGCACGACUGAGCCAUAAAUGCAGGAACUCUGUCCAGCCCGGUGGUGUUGGCACUGUCGCCGCCUGUGGCAGAUUGCAGUCCUUCCUCAGUCCAUCCAGACACACCUUUUCCAAGCCCGCUUUUAGCGUUCCAGGCACAAUCGCAAUCAUGUCCUCCUGCUUCGCCAGCCAAGCGCAAAUGAUCUCCAGAGCUGUGAAAGUCUCUUCGCAAUGAGCAUGCUGCAUGAUGGUCGGAACAAUAACCUCUGAAAGUUCAAAGCUUCGAGAUGUGGCAAUCAGGAUCCCGAGUAGCGCUCGUGUGCUCACAGUUGCGGCCUCGAACUGCUCGACUUCU
Cercospora beticola is the source of this 1518-nucleotide messenger RNA. RefSeq lists its product as uncharacterized. The record is from RefSeq and is a predicted model, not a curated record. Lineage: Eukaryota; Fungi; Ascomycota; Dothideomycetes; Mycosphaerellales; Mycosphaerellaceae. Gene Ontology annotation, cellular component: cytoplasm. Gene Ontology annotation, molecular function: oxidoreductase activity, acting on the CH-OH group of donors, NAD or NADP as acceptor.